Molecule: messenger RNA, 9008 nt
Organism: Nerophis ophidion (straightnose pipefish)
Lineage: Eukaryota; Metazoa; Chordata; Actinopteri; Syngnathiformes; Syngnathidae
Product: TSC22 domain family protein 2-like
Exons: 4
Coding region: 665-2707 (680 amino acids)
Biological process (GO): regulation of transcription by RNA polymerase II
Source: RefSeq, a predicted model, not a curated record
AUCCUUGCGCACUGCCACAAGCCUACCCGGCAUGCAACGCGGCGUCAUACAACAUAGCCAUCUUGUCAAGAGUGACCGAGGCAGGGAGGUAACUGUGGCCGCUCUUUCGCUCUCCUUUUCCCGUCACCGGUGAUACUCAGGAGCGGCUCUUUUAUUCCCCCACCCUUCAGCGGGUUUCGUUUCAUGCGUCGAUAAAGCUCGUGGAGUGCUUUCAAGAAGAUGUCCCGCAUACUUGUUCCGACGUAGGGGGAGUGUGCGGCGGCAGCAGCAGCCAGUUGGCGUGACUUGCUAGCGUGCUCGCUGAGCGGAGGACUGCCGGCCCCCGAAGGAGCUCCGGUAGCGGCGCAACAUACUCCGCGACAACGGCGGUUACACCACCGCACAGGCGGGAGACUAGCAGGCCCGCUCCGGACUUUUGGAGAGAACUCCGGGUCGCCGUUUGUGUCACUCCCCGGAGUCGCAUUUACCAGCGGCGUGUCGUCAAAUCGCACCCGGAGACCCGAGCGUCUGCGAAGGGGAUGGCGCAGAUCCACCUCGUUUACAGUUAACAACGGCGGACUGCAAUACACGCAAGUGUGCUCUUUUAGCCCGCGCUAACGUUUCUUCCCCCCCACCCCCGGCGGAGGAUAAAGCGAGACUCGGGGGUGAGCGCGCGUCUGGCAACAUGUCGAAAAUGCCGGCCAAGAAAAAGAGCUGCUUUCAGAUCACCAGCGUGACUCAGGCCCAGGUGGCUGCCAUCGGCGCCACGGACGACACGGAGAGCCUGGAGGACCCGGACGAGUCCCGCGCGGAGGAUGUGUCGUCGGAAAUGUACGACGAGCCGGCGUCCGAAGAAGCCCCGAACAAUGCCGGGGAGCCGGAGGCACCGUCGCACAUACCUCACUUCGCCGUGCUGUCAGUCAACCCCUUGGGGGAGUUUCGGAAAACGGGAGUGUCCGGCCCGGCUCAAGGCGGUCAGCAGCCGCCAGCGGCAGGGAUCGGCGCGGCCGUCACACCCCUCCCCGCUCAACAGGUUGCCCCCCUGACCUCCAGUCCCGGACCCGCCGUGGUGUCUGUUAAUGUAUCCCAGCCUGCUUCAGCGCCCAGUCCGGGUCCCCCGCAUCCUUCCGCCUCUGCAGUGAGUUGCACGUCUCGCUUCCGGGUCAUCAAACUUGACCACGGAACCGGGGAACCCUUUCGAAGGGGUCGGUGGAUGUGUACGGAGUUUUACGAGAAAGAGUCCGAAGGUAACCGGACUGCGGACAGACAUGUCGGUGCAACACUGGAUAGCGCUGCAGACAGAGACAGCGGGCUGGGGCAUACCGGCGGCUCUGCGGUUGCCUCGGCCCAAGCCUCGGGCUCCUCGGCGGAUGUCGCUCUGUCGUCGUCUCGCAUGGACUCGUCCGUGCAGCAAAACUUCAUCACCCGGCAGCAUGUUGGGAGCGGGUCGGGCCCGCAGAUUGCUCUCUCGUCGGUCCCCGUGCCGCUUCAGACUCAGUCUGUAAUGGGGAGUGUGCAGCCCGCCGCGCAGAAUGGGUUGCCUCAGUCUGCCAUCCACAUGCAGAAGUCCCCCAUCCUGCCCCAGUUGGCCCAGACACAAGCUUACCCUUUCCAGCAGCUUUCCAUGGGGCACCACCUGACUGCACAGAACCAGACCGAGUACUAUCAACCUGGGCUUCCCACUGGUCAGUCACUGUCUGUAUCUUCAGGGCCGCAGACAGCGGGACAAGCGACCUCUCCCGCCGCGCCCGCAGCCUCCGGAGGAGUUUCGAUACACCAGCUUGGAGACGUUGCUGUGGGUGGAUCCAUACUUUCUGGACCGGCGGCUCCAGGCCAGACGGCUGGAAUGGGAACUGUACUUGUUGGAGGAUCAACUUUGCAGCAGUCUGUCAGUCAGUAUGCUGCCACGGGACAACCCAAACCCCUUAGCCUCCACCCUGCAUCCUCCGGUGUGCAAAAUGUGCCUGCAAUCGCAGUGAGCUCCGGUGUGCCCCCCACGGUGCCUACCGCUAUGCCCAGUGCCUCCAGUGCAGCCAUGCCAAAGGUGACAACAUCCAGUUUGCCUCCAGGUCAGACCGCUCACAGCAAGACGACGGGCGCAUUGGGGGCACCGGGCCUCCUGGCAGCUGGAUUUGGACAGGUGGAGGGCGGCGGCGUGAGGAGGUCCGACGGUGUCGUCAAGCCAAUGUCAUCCGGGAAGGAUCUGAUGAAGCCCCUCAUGCCUGAGAGCCUGCAGCUCGCCGCUCCAACUGUCAACAGCCUGUUUGGAAUCCAUUUACCCGUCGAUGGGGAUGAGGACAGGAACCCUUCCAAGGCUUUCUACCAGGCCUUCCAGUCCGGCAGCAGAUUAAGGGACUCAAGGGCCCACAGUGAUAGUGCCUCUGGAACCAAUAUUGUUGCCAUUGAUAAUAAAAUAGAACAGGCAAUGGACCUGGUGAAAAGCCAUCUGAUGUACGCCGUGCGAGAGGAGGUGGAGGUCUUAAAGGAGCAGAUCAAGGAGCUCUACGAGAGGAACUCUGUGCUGGAGCGAGAGAACGCCGUCUUGAAAUCCCUGGCCAACAGCGAGCAGCUCUCGCAGCUUCCCGCCCAUCCGCCGCCGCCACUUCAGCCCCAGCAGCAACAGCAAGGACUCAACCAGCCUACGCCGGCACUGGCCGGGCCCCCGCCUCAGCAGACUCCCCCUCAGCUGGACCCGAGCCAGCAGCAACCCAACGUCACCUCGGCUUGAAACCUCUCCCAGCAGCUUACAGUUAGUGGAUGUGAAACUUGCAGAAAAACAACAACAAAGUUGAACUCUUGUUGUCACCAGCUUGACCACAAAGUGCAGUGCUUGUAUGUGCACGUGUGACUGGUCUCGAACGUGUGUGUGUGUGUGUGUGUGCGUGCAUGCGUCUGUACUGUGGGCCUUUCCAGUGUUAAUGCAAUCAUCAGGAGAGCGACGUAUCAGGGAAGUUUGGCCGGCGGUUUCUUUUUUUUUUUUUUUUUUUUUUUUUUUAUAAACGAAACCCGGCUUGUUGCCCCUCUGGGGGUCCGAGCUGGGGCCAGACUGAUCCGAGACCUGCUCAGUCUGUCGGGGGAGGAUAAAGGGAGUGGGUUUCACCUCACGUUAAGGGACGGACGGGAAGACGAUUGUCACAAACUAAAAAAAAAAAAAAAAAAAAAAAAGAGUGUUUUUUUUUUUUUCCUUUUUCAAAGAGAUCAUAAGUGGGUAAAAAGGAGGCAUUUUAGCCUCGCUGAAUCAUCGUAAAGAAAGACCUCCGCCGUUACAUGUUGGUCGACCCUCGCAUCAAUCUUCUGGGUUCUGCUGUCAAGUGUUUUUAUUUAUUACAGGGCUGCUAUAUUCAUAAAUUAGGUGAAACUCUUUUUGUUUUUACAGUGUUUAAAAUACCCUAUUUUCCGGAUUAUAAAGCGCACUCAAUUUUAGAACGUUUUUUUCCAUAUAGGUCGCAGAUAUAAAGUUAACGUACCAAUGAUUGUAAUUAUUCUCUGCAUUCGACCCAUCACCCUUGAUCACCCCCUGGGAGGUGAGGGGAGCAGUGAGCAGCAGCGGUGGCCGCGCCCGGGAAUCAUUUUUAGGUGAUUUAACCCCCAAUUCCAACCCUUGAAGCUGAGUGCCAAGCAGGAAAGGAAUUUGUCCCGUUUUUAUAGUCUUUGGUAUGACUCGGCCGGGAUUUGAACUCACAUCUUACCGAUUUCAGAGCGGACACUCUAACCAAUAGGCCACUGAGUAGGUUGUGAGUUCAAAUCCGCGAUAAACUUUUACAUACACUAGUAAAGAACAUGAUGUCAUGGCUGGCUUGAGUUUCCAAUAAUUUCUACAACUCUAAAGGCCUUUAAUCCCAGGAACACCACACCUACCGUCAAGCAUGGUGGUGGUAGUGUUAUGGUCCGGGCCUGUUUUGCUGCUAACAGAACUGGGGCUUUAAAUGGGACAAUGAAAAAGGAGAAUUACCUUUUUAUAAAUACUCCCCCCCCAAAAAAAAUUAAGUUAAUUUUUAUCCACAUGUAUGUGCUAUAAAGCUACUUUGUGAUCAUACAUCAAGUCUGGCGUCCAUGUCCACGGUGCACCUAAAGGACCGGAACCUUUUGCGGCAGCAGCUGACAUGCGUUGCUCACGUGGGUCAGGACUUUCUCCUUCAGACUUGGCCGUCGAGACCAAGUCGGUGUCUUCACCUUGUCCUCCAACCUGGAGAUCCGUGCCGACAUUUCGAAGCCGCGAUCUGAUUCCGCGAGUGACCCCAUAAAGGGAAUAAACGGUAGAAAAUGGAUGGAUGGAUGGAAUUACCUUCCAAAUUCUUCAGGAAAACCAAAAAUCAUUAGCCCGGAGGUUGGGUCUUGGGCCAUACUUGCCAACCCUCCCGAUUUUCCUGGGAAACUCCCGAAUUUCAGUGCCUCUCCCAGGGCAACCGUUCUCCCGAUUUCCACCCGGGACAACAAUAUUGGGGGCGGUGCCUUUAGCGUCCUCUCUCACCUGAAAAAGAGUCUCUGUCAUCCAUAGGUUGAUCUAUAACCCAUAAAGUAGGCCGGCACGAAACUGUUUCUCAGCAUGUGUUUAUUCCAGCCGGCGCGUUAAUACACUGACACACGACAUCCGGAUUCCCGUCAUGCAUUGCCUCAAAACUACGGCAAGUAGUAAUGUCCAAAAAACAUAACAAAGACGGAGCAGAAGAACGAAGAGUAAGAAGAAGUACGCUUGCAAGUUCCAAAAUGAUUUGAGAACUAAUUUCAGUUCAUCCAGGACGGCUCGAAGGGGUAGGGGUGUGCCCAAAACAGGCCCGGACCAUAAUACUACCACCACCAUGAUUGACGGUAGGGAUAGUGUUCCUGGGGUUAAAAACCUCACCUUUUUUUGUGACCAACAAGUAUGUGCUCUAAUCACUAUCACACGACUGACACACGACAUCCGGAUUCCCGUCAUGCAUUGCCUCAAAACUACGGCAAGUAGUAAUGUCCAAAAAACAUAACAAAUACGGAGCAGAAGAACAAAGAAGAGACAUGGCGACGAAGAGUGAGAAGAAGUACGCUUGCAAGUUCCAAAAUGAUUUGAGAACUAAUUUCAGUUCAUCCAGGACGGCUCGAAGGGGUAGGGGUGUUCCCAAAACAGGCCCGGACCAUAAUACUACCACCACCAUGAUUGACGGUAGGAAUAGUGUUCCUGGGGUUAAAAACCUCACCUUUUUUGUGACCAACAAGUAUGUGCUCUAAUCACUAUCACAAACAAAUAAGAGUUGUAGAAAUGAUUGGAAAUUCAAGACAGCCAUGACCAAUCAGUUCUUUACAAGUGUUUGUCAACUUUUGUCCACGAAUGUACGUCGUGGAAUUGUUCCCAAAUGGCCGAUCAAAUAAAACACGUCAUCGUCAUGGACAGACUAGCUCUCCAAUCAGCUAAACCAGACUCCAUAAAUCCACGGGAACACAUUGAAUUUACAAAUCUGAAACUAUAAAGAAAGAAUGUUGAUACAACACAGAAAUAUUGGCCAAUGUUUACAUUACAAUAGCAGAAAUAUGCGUGAACACACUCCUAUUGACAUCACGGUUUUAACAAGUGUAAAGUUGUAGUUAUAUUGUAAAACUCACACAAGUCCCUCGCAGUGAUCGAUGAAGAAUCCAUACGAGUGGGAUGCCAGGCUGGAAGACGGGACGGCAUUUCUACUUCCGGUCGCGAGCUCAGUCCAAACCAGGGGUGUCAAACUUGUUUUCAUUGAGGGCCACACCGCAGUCAUGGCUGCUUCUAACAGUAAAUAAUGAAGUAAAAUAUUUAUAAGCAUUUUUACAUAAAGAGAGAAACAAAAAAAAUUACGGAAAAAAGUGGCAGCCUAGUUGCCAGACUUUUACUGUAAAAUAUAUCUUUUGUUUUUUUUUUAUAUAAUUUUUUACAACAUAUAUAUAUAUAUAUAUAUAUAAUAUAUAUAUAUAUAUCUUGAUUGGAUUAUCCAGAGAAUAGUGCUCGAUACCGUGGUAGAGCGCAAUAUGUAUGUGUGGGAAAAAUCACAAGACUACUUUAUCUCUACAGAACUGUUUCAUGAGGCCUCAUGAAAACACACAUACAUAUAUAUGUGAUACCAUAAAAUCCUCAAUUGUGGGUUUUAUAAUAAUUAAAAAAUAAAAAAAUAAAAAACUGACAGCUCAGUCGACAGAAUUUUACUGUUAAAAACCCCCCCAAAACAUUGGGCAUUUUUUUCAACUUACAGUAAUAUGCUGUAAAAUCAAUUCCCUAAAUUUUACCAAACUAGAAAGAAAACCUAAUACCUUUUAGUAAGAAGAUAUUAGGUGCCAGUUUUUUACAAUAAUAAAAUGUGGCACCUUAAAAUGAUCAAUUGUGGAUUUUAUAGUAAAAAAAACAGCAACUGACAGCUCAGUCGAUAAAAUUUUACUAUUUAAAAACAACCAUGAGUCAUUUUUUUUCAACUUGCAGUAAUAUGCUGUAAAAUAAACUCCCUAAAUUUUACAGUAAAAUCCAUUGAUCAUUUUAUUAGUGUACAAUUUGAUGGAUAACCUGCUUUGAAAUCAUAAGUUAAGCAGAUAUUUAAGUAUUUAUUUGGAUUUUGACCAAAAAAGUUAUAUUAUUUAUUUGUUGCAAUAUUGGACACUAUUUUAUUCCCCUUUUAAACUAGAAAUAAAACUUAAUACCUUUUAGUAAGAAGGUAUUAGGUGAAAGUUUUUUUAGAAUAAUAAAAUGCGGCACCUUAAAAUCAUCAAUUGUGGAUUUUACAGUUAAAAAAAAACCUGGAAGCUCAGUCGACAGAAUUUUACUAUUAAAAAAAUAAGUCUUUUUUUCAACUUACAGUAAUAUGCUGUAAAAUAAACUCCCUAAAUUUUACAGUGAAAUUCAUUGAUAAUUUUUUAUUAGUGUACAAUUUGAUGGAUAACUUGCUUUGAAAUCAUAAGUUAAGCAGAUAUUUAAGUAUUUAUUUGGAUUUUGACCAAAAAAGCUAAAUACAUUUGUUGCAAUAUUGGACACUAUUUUAUUCUCCUGUCAAACUAGAAAUAAAACGUAAUACCUUUAGUAAAAAGGUAUUAGGUGCAAGUUUUUUACAAUAAUAAAAUGUGGUACCUUAAAAUCAUCAAUUGUGGAUUUUACAGUAAAAAAAAAAAAAACAGAUAGCUAAGUUGACAGAAUUUUACUAUUAAAAAAAAAAACACCAAGUCAUUUUUUUUCAACUUACAGUAAUAUGCUGUAAAAUAAAUUCCCUAAAUUUUACAGUGAAAUCCAUUGAUCAUUUUUAUUAGUGUACAAUUUGAUGGAUAACUUGCUUCGGAAUCGUAAGUUAAGCAGAUAUUUUAGUAUUUAUUUGGAUUUUGACCAAAAAAGUUAGAUAAUUUAUUUGUUGCAAUAUUGGACACUAUUUUAUUCCCCUUUUAAACUAGAAAUAAAACUUAAUACCUUUUGGUAAGUUUGGUGUUAGGUACCAGUUUUUUUUUUUUUUUUACAAUAAUAAAAUGUGUUUCCAUAAAAUCUAAUGUAGAUUUUACAGUAAAAAAAAAACAUCCCGAAAAACUGAAAGCUAAGUAAACAGAACUUCUGUAAAAAACAAAACACAAACAUUGGUUGUAAUAGUAAUAUGUUGUACAAAAAAAACAACAAAAAUUUUACAUUAAAAUCCAUUGUUUUUUUUCAACUUUCAGUAAAAUGUCGUAAAAAAAACCAACCCAGAAAACCUUAAAUUUUACAGUAAAAUCCAUUGGUCAUUUUUAUAGUAAUAUAAAAUAUAAGGUAUGUUUUAACAUAUUAAGUAUAUAUAUAUAUAUAUAUAUAUAUAUAUACAUAUAUAUAUAUAUAUAUAUAUAUAUAUAUAUAUAAAAUAUCCGUAUUGUAGCUUAGAUAGGCACCAGCGCCCCCUCGACCCCGAAGGGAAUAAGCGGUAGGAAAUGGAUGGAUGGAUGGAUGGAACUUGCUUCAAAAUCAGAUAUUUAAGUAUUAAUUUGGAUUUUGUCCAAACAGGUUAGAUAAUAUAUUUGUUGCAAUAUUAUCAAUCAAUCAAUCAAUCAAUGUUCAUUUAUAUAGCCCUAAAUCACUAGUGUCUCAAAGGGCUGCACAAACCACAACACAAACCACUACAACAUCCUCGGUAGGCUUUAGACAUGAUUAUCAAACUAGAAAUAAAACAACCUGAUACCUUUAGGAAGAAAGUAGAUAAAGAAAAUAUAUUUUAUUGACACACAUUCCCAGGCUUUUGUGGGCCAGAUUUUGAGUUUGACACCCCUGGACUAGAUGGAAGGACACUGCAGCCCCUGCAGUGAGCAAACUCGUCCAAAAGAGGGCGCCAUAGCAAAACAAUACCACGCCUAUUCAGUGUUUUUUUUUGUUUUUACCGUUUGCAUUUUGGCCGCCAGCGAAGAAAAAUCCACAAUUUAUCCGCAGCGUUGUGUAAAGCGCAGCAAAAAGUAGCGGCUUAUAGUCCGGAAUAUACGGUACUAGGCCAAAGUUCCCCAGGGGCAGUGCUUUACGUGUAGAUUACAAGCAACAUGGAAUUUUGAGGAAAUUGCCAAGACUCGGUAUGAAUGUAUUCAAUCUUAAAAAGCCUUGACAGGUGAUUCCUUCACCUGCUGAUAUCAAAUCUGAACUCUGAUGGCUAAAAGUGAAUCGGCAUCGCCACAACUGCCGCCGUCGAGCGCGGGAAAGCUGUGAAGUCAAUCUUACUUUGUAACCAAAGACGCGUGAACUGAUGACUUUUUAAACGUGUUUUUUCUCCCCCCCCACUUCUUCACAUUUUGUGUCGCCAUUCAGCAUGUUCUGUAACCACUUUCUUACCUCAUUUUUAUUCAACACUCUUAUUGUAAGACCGUCUGUGAACAGCGUAAGCAGGAUAGGGUUGGGGGAAAAAAAUGUAAUAAAAAUAUAAUUAAAAAAAAAAAAAAAGAGUUGGCACCAGCGGUGAGAAACUAGCCUUGUGUUAGCAGCACCCGGCACAGAAAAUGAAGUGAGCCAUGUUUUGUUCGUUUAAAUGGUGUUUGAAUUUCAUAUGCCGAUAGUUUUGUUACAUUGCAAAUUUUAUUGUAUUUAAAUAAAAGCAAUAUUCGAAUUCCAA